Molecule: messenger RNA, 354 nt
Organism: Mycena citricolor
Lineage: Eukaryota; Fungi; Basidiomycota; Agaricomycetes; Agaricales; Mycenaceae
Source: the annotation of a GenBank genome assembly
UGUCUUCUAGGUACAGCUAAUGAUAUAGCUCCUGUGUCUCUACACUCGCUGAGACUCUGUCUUCUAGGUGAUCGCUACUGGUCGUAUCUCCACUGCGCGGUAUUGUCUGUGACAGGCAGAAGAAAUGACUCAGGAUGUGACAAUCAACCCAAAAACAAAGUCGAAAAGAGAAGUGAAUUCGAAGACUGGAGAAUACAACCAAGUAGCUACAGUAUUUAUACCCAAAUCCAGUCUGAGUCAUAUCUACAACUAAUGAGUCAUAGGGCUAUGUACCGCAUGGAGCACUGGUCAUGGGUUGUAGUAGAACCUUCCGGAGCAUAUGUCGCGCAGCCUCGAAUCGAUAGAGAUAACCCC